UACAUGCACUAGAUUGAGGCAAGAAUAAACAGACGAGCUCAACUUACUGGGGCUCUGUGUCUUAGUGGUUUCCCUAGCUCAAAUCCUCAGCUCUCUCUCAGUAACUAAAGAGCUAGCUUUUCUUCACUUCGCACCAAGAAUGGCACCCCUUAAUCUUCAUCUUAUGGCCUCUAUAUUUGGAAUUAUGGGUACCGUCGGCUCGUUCCUCGUUUACCUAGCUCCAAUACCCACAUUUUAUUGGAUUUACAAGAAAAAAUCAACAUAUGGAUUCCCAUCUCUACCCUACUCAGUGGCAUUGUUUAGCGCCAUGUUGACGCUCUACUAUGCCUUCCUCAAGACACAUUCUAUGAUUAUCAUCGCGAUCAAUUCUCUUGGCAUCUUAAUUGAAACCGGGUACCUUUUAUUGUUCAUGAUUUAUGCACCACCAAAAUCCAGGAUCUUCACAGCAAAGUUUCUUGGCCUCUUUAAUGUUUUGGGUUUUGGUUUGAUCGUAUUAUGUACAUGCCUAAUCCCAAAUGAUUUUCUGCGGUUGAAAAUUGUUGGGUGGGUUACUAUCGUGUUUAAUGUUGGUGUAUUUGCUGCUCCUCUUACUAUUCUGAAACACGUUAUCAAAACAAAGAGUUGCGAGUUCAUGUCAUUCUCUUUGUCAUUAAGCUUAACCCUAUGUGCUGUCCUGUGGUUCUUCUAUGGCCUUCUAAUAAGAGAUUUAUUCAUAGCGGCACCAAACGUGUUAGGGUUUAUAUUCGGGAUUGUGCAGAUGAUGAUGUUCUACAUCUACCGGAAGAGCACAAAGAAAGCUGGUUUACCGAUAGAUAGUCUAAAUGAUCAGACACUAAGCACAAACAGACGGGUUGCUGUUCCGGAAAAUGCUGACAUAAGAGUAGCAAUGACAAUAAUUGACAUUGGUACUCAGAUUCAGUUGAAAGAAGGGGACGCAAAGAAGAGUUCUGAAACUGAUGAUCAUGAGAAUCAACUACCAAAGCAGGGGCGGCCGGAAGACAAGGGGUCGCCCACCACCGCCUUGGGACUCACACUCAGAAGGGCCUCAAUAUAAAUAUCUGUAGUUCUGAACUAUUCAAUCGAAAGGCCUCAGCCAAAAGCAAAAAACAGAAAAGGACCUCUCCUAAACGAUGCAAGUUCUUUAAGCGGCUAUGCUCAUCUAGCUAGUGUAGUGACAUAAGUUUUUCAUUUUUAAGUGAAAAAUGUAGAAUUUAGUGUUUACUAUUGUUAUAAAUCGAAUAUCCACAUAAAUAUGCGCUACAACCAUGCAAUAGUUGAACAUUGCAAUUGUGUUGAGUAUGUAACUGUAAUUUCAUUGUAUGAAAGACAUAAUUAGUGUAUGUUUCCUAUUUUAUUACCCAUUGUAAUAGUCUAAAUAGGAAUUUCAUCCCAAUGAAAUAAUAUAUGUACUCAACUCUUCCGUAUUC
Molecule: messenger RNA, 1427 nt
Organism: Rosa rugosa (rugosa rose)
Lineage: Eukaryota; Viridiplantae; Streptophyta; Magnoliopsida; Rosales; Rosaceae
Product: bidirectional sugar transporter SWEET9-like
Exons: 6
Coding region: 140-1054 (304 amino acids)
Biological process (GO): carbohydrate transport
Cellular component (GO): membrane
Molecular function (GO): sugar transmembrane transporter activity
Source: RefSeq, a predicted model, not a curated record